UAGACUUCAUAAUAUGUUUGAAGUCAGUUAUUCCAUUAUUGAAAAGUUAAAUAAACGAUCAGAUUUUGGUCUUUUUUGGUAUUUCAGAGGAAGUCUGUUCAAGCAUUUCCAGCUGAAUAAAUUAAAGCUCAUUUCCUGGUUUCCUGUCACAGAUUUCUUCCUGGCAGCAGGCGAUGCUGCAGAUCAUGUGACGUGCCCUCUGGUUUUUAGCGCUGUGCUCAGUCAAACUCAGAGUUUGUCAGGAGAGCUCAACAUGGAUUCAUCUUUUCUCUGCUUCAGCCUCUUCUUCAUCAUCCUCUGCAGAGCAGAUGGAUACGAGUAUUACACUUCAUCCCGCUGCCUGUUUAACUCCUCUGAGCUGCGGGACAUAGAGUACGUCAGAUCUUACUAUUACAACAGGAUAGAGUAUGUCAGGUUUAGCAGCAGUGUGGGGAUGUUUGUUGGAUACACUGAGUACGGUGUCAGGGAGGCAGACCAAUGGAACAAGGAUCAGGGACAGCUCGCUGUGAUGAGAGCUCAGAAGGAGACGUACUGCACACCAAACAUUGACCUCUGGUACCGAAGUGUUCUGACAAAAUACGUGAAACCAUUUGUCAGACUUCACUGGACGAAGCCCCCUGUUGAUCAUCAUCCUGCCAUAUUGGCUUGCAGCAUCUACGACUUCUACCCCAAAUAUAUCAAAGUGACCUGGUUGAGAAACGGACAGAGAGUAACCUCCAACACAACAACAACUGAAGAGCUUCCAGAUGCUGAUUGGUUCUACCAGACCCACUCCUAUUUGGAGUACACACCCAAGUCUGGAGAGAAGAUCUCCUGUAUGGUGGAGCACGCCAGCCUGGACCUACCUCUGGUUACUGACUGGGUCCCAUCCAUGUCUGAAUCCAAGAAAUUGAUGAUCAUUGGAGCCUUUGGGCUGAUCCUGGGUCUGGUCUUUUUCCUGGCUGGAGUCAUCUACACAAUGAUGUGCAGCAGAGAUGGAUAUACAUCUUUGGCUCACAAGUCCAAUGUGAAGCAGCCAGGGGGCUGGAGCAAAGAUGCUGCAGCUCUGAGCUUGUGGAGACCUCAGAAGGAGAAGUUCUUCAAACCCGACUCUGAGCUCUGCUUCACAAAUGUUCUGUCUAAGUCAGUGAUGCCGCUGAUUGGUGUUCAUGCCAUGGCGCCCCCUGGUGGUCAUCAUCCUGCCAUGCUGCUCUACAGAGUCUACGACUUCUACCCCAAAAAGGUCGCUUCUGCUAAAGCGAUAGCAGCAGCUGAUUUGCUUGAGAAGACUUUACCAGAUGAGCCAGAGCCCAGGACUGAUGCUGGUUCCCAGUAGCUGAUCCUGAUUGUGGACCUGGUUCUGCUUCUGUCUGUCAGCUUGAAGUAAAGCAGCAGCUGCUGGAAGCUCUGUGUUUGAUCCAGACUCUUUGAGUCAGACUGAAUGUGGACUGUGGUGGAUCUGCUGGAGCCUCAAAUGUGUUUAGAGAUUUCAUCGUGUGUGUGUGUGUGUGCAGAGUAUUCUUAGUCUUUACACCUGUCUGACAGCAGGAGCCAACCAGGCCCAACCAGGUGAGCUUCUUCCUGAUGGACCUGAGCUGGAGGAAAGCCAGGUGUGUGCUGGGAAACUGAGUCUUUUAUUGCUUUGUUUGGCUGUCAGGCUGGAGGGGGCGGAGCUCUGUGGGUGUUUGUGUGUGUGGGAUUCUCCAGUGUUAACAAACACACACACACAUAGAGAUGAACCAAGACUCUGAGGCUCACACUGUCAGCUGUUUGUUGGAUUUUACUUCCUCAUUCUUUUCUCAAUAAAUCUGUUUCCACAGUCA
Oreochromis niloticus (Nile tilapia) is the source of this 1802-nucleotide messenger RNA. Its product is annotated as H-2 class II histocompatibility antigen, E-S beta chain. Gene Ontology annotation, biological process: antigen processing and presentation; immune response. The coding region runs from base 14 to 1315 and encodes 433 amino acids. The record is from RefSeq and is a predicted model, not a curated record. NCBI's taxonomy places the organism in Eukaryota, Metazoa, Chordata, Actinopteri, Cichliformes, Cichlidae. Gene Ontology annotation, cellular component: membrane; MHC class II protein complex. The transcript is spliced from 8 exons.